GACUAGUCGUUAAUGUAGGCCAUGAUGCGGCACUGAUUUCAAACUGCCGCACAUUUCUGGAAAAGAUGAGAAUCCCUCAUGUCUUUAGUUCUCACUUUCGUUUGUUGAAAUAAUGUCAAAAUGAAUGUGAUUUCAAUGCACUUUCUUCCUGGAGAGGAACCCGUAAAUACUAAGUCGAUAGCUGACGGAAUCUUGACUCUUACAAACUAUCGACUUAUAUUUUCAACGAAAAGACCACAAAGCUCAUGGUGUAUACCCACUACUUUAGUAUGGAAAGCUGAAGCAUUUGAAAUGAUUCACAUCAAAAUCAUAACCAAAAUUGGUAUAUCUGUUACCUGGUCGUUUGUCGAUGAAAUUGCUUGUGAUGCUGGAUAUGCUCAUAUUACGUCAUUAAUAGAUAUACCAAAAGAUAUAGACUCUCUGUUUGCUUGUAAAUUCCGUUCAUCUUUAGAAGCGAACAUUCCAAAUCAUCCUUUUCUCUUAAGUGCCUGUGAAUUGUUGCAGAUUAAUGAUGUGGACAGAACUUUGGAUACAGCAUUAGUAUGUUUUGAAUUUCGUCGCAUGAACUUUGAUAAAACAUGGAAGAUAACAGAUAUUAACAACGAAUUCAAAAUUUGCUCCACAUACCCGAGACAUCAUAUUGUACCUCGAUCUAUUAGUGAUAAUGAUAUAAUUAAUAUGGCUAGUUUCCGAAGUCACAAUCGAUUUUUAACAGUUGUCUGGCGUUCUCAGGUAACUGGAGCUGUCUUACUUCGUUGCGCUCAACCUUGUGUAGGAUUAAUGUGUUCCAGAAAUGAGUAUGACGAGAAAUUUCUACGAACUGUUCUUGCUUGUUGUCCAAAGAAACCUGUUUCAGAUCCUAACAAAGAUACUCAUCGUUUGAUGAUUGUGGAUGCUAGAAGUCGUAGCAGUGCACAAUUUAAUCGAAUACGUGGUGGUGGUUUUGAAUAUCCAGAAUACUAUGAUCAAGCAGAAGUUGUUUUUAUGGAUUUACCUAAUCUACAUACUGUUCGUUCAAAUUUUGAAUCCCUAACUAAUCUAUUCGCUGGCAAAUGUCCUAAUUGGUUUUCUUCAUUAGAAAAAUCAUCAUGGUUAAAUAAUAUUGGCCAGCUAUUAAAAACUGCCACAGAAAUUGCUAUCGCAUUAGAAGAAAAUGCUCGUCCGGUUAUGGUUCAUUGCACAGAUGGUUGGGAUCGAACACCUCAAAUAAGUUCCUUAGCCCAAUUGUUAGCAGAUCCAUUUUAUCGAACAAUUCAGGGUUUCAAUAUUCUUGUUGAACGUGAAUGGCUACAAUUCGGUCACAAGUUUUCUGAUCGAAGUGGACAUGCUUCACCCUCACUAAACAUAAAUGAGCAAAGUCCAAUAUUUUUACAAUGGCUUGAUUGCGUCCAUCAAAUUCGCAACCAGUUUCCUCAUUGUUUUGAAUUUAAUGAAUCAUUUCUGCUAAAACUUGGCUUACAUAUCUGUUCAAACUUAUUUGGUACAUUUCUUUGUAAUUCUGAAAAAGAACGUCAAAAAGCUUCAGUCGCCAGUCGAACUUGCUCAUUGUGGGGAUUAUUAUCCUCAAAAUAUAAUUGGACAAUCGUAAAUUACUUUUAUGAGCCAGAAGCGGAGCAUCUUCUUCAACCGGAUUGCCAAGUUCGUUCAUUAAGUCUUUGGAGUGCUUUUUAUGGUAUUGCUUUGUCUACAAGUAAAGUAAAUCCUACCCUAGAUAUUCCUCAAGAUGUAAUUGAGGCAACACCAAAUAAUGCUCAUUCAGUUACAAAUUCAACUAUUUCAUCUACCAAACAUAAAUCUCUUCCAUCCAUCGAUCCAGCACCUCACAAGACCAAUUCCACUUCAAAUAUCAACUACGAAAAAUUGUCUCAACCUACAACUAACCUGUUAGGUGAUGACCACCCAUCUGAUUCAAUAAAGAUAACGGUACCAAAUUUAAAAAUUGAUAGUUCUGAGGAAGUGAACUCAGAUGGAAAUUUGUUUAUCAAAGGAUAUGCUUCUAGUCGAAACUCACAUCGGCGUUCUCUUGAUGAUAUUAAUAAUUACGUGGAUUCGAGAUCUAAUAAACAACAAUCUAGAGAAUUUUCUAUGUCGAAUCGUGUUUCUCCCACAAUAAUGAAAUCAUCAAGUCAAUGUUUUUUUGAAGAUAAUGUAUGCAAUGAGAAAAAUAGUCCUGGACCAGCAAUACUUCGUCUUUCUUCUCUAUCUGAUGAUACAGGUAUUUGUUCUGGUUUAUCAAAAUCAUAUAUGCGAUCUUUAUCAUCGCUUAUUAAUGGUAGUUAUCCUUUUCCCAAACAUUCAGAUAAAUGUCUAUCUCCUGAAUCAGGUCCUGCACAGUUAACAGUGAGUUCAUGUACGUAUGUUAAUCAAUUUCAACAACAAGAAUGUGUACUUUCUCCAGAUGAAAAUAUUGAUGUUUUUGCUUCUGAUGAACAGUUGGAACAGAACGAUUUCUCUUUUACUAAUCAUAAUAAUAAUUUAGAUAAUAUGAAUAGCUGUAGUAAUAAUCUCCUAUCUUCAGGUCGAUUAUACUAUUCACAAUUCAGUCAGCCUAUUCAAAAUUGUCAGUUUUAUGGAAAAUGUUCACCACUCUCUAUUUCACCAAGACAGUUCGAGUUCAAUGAUUGUGAUGAUAGCAAUCAUAAUCAUAGUGUCAAUCCUGAAUCAAAUAGCAAAAUACCUUUUAAUUUUAAUCUUGAUGGAGUACAAGGUGAUAAUUUUACUUAUAAUAGUCCACGAUGGUCAGUUACUACACGAGGAAGUAAUACAAGCCUUUAUGUGUUAUCAGAUGUGAAGCAAUCUUCCGCUGAACUAUUAAAGCCUGUUUCAAUUAAUUCAUCACAACCUAUGGACAUAAAAAUAUCUCGUAGAUUUGAUAUUCCUAACAGUUUAAUACCGAUUGGCAAUGGUUGUGUAUAUCCUAAUGAAUUUACGGUACAUAGUCUACCGGAAAAUGACGAAGUGCUUGUUAACGGGGCGGUAUCUCUCACAUCCGAUUCAGAUGAUUCUCCCAAUGAAUGUAAUGAUUUGAAUUUUUCGACACCUCUUGGAGAAUCAUUAUCUGGUCAAUUGUUAUCGACGAAUAAGACUGAAAUCUCUGUUUUUGGUCAUAACGGUUCCGAAAAAUUUCAAGAUAUUACUGGUACUAUAUCAAAAGUUAAUGAGGAAAGUCUAGAUGAGGCAUUUGUAACAAAACUGUCUGAAUUACUUAUUCCUGAGGAUUUGCUUGCUUGGCGAAACAAAUACUUCCGACUUGAAUAUUUUCCAAAUAUGCUUUCUCAGUCAUCCUCGUCAGUUUCUUGUGGCAGCAGAAAUUCGUCUUCCGGUCAAAUGUUUGACUAUUCUAGCAAUUAUAAUAGUAAAGCCCUGAAGCCAGGUGGAUCAUUCGACUCAAAAAGUCAUUCUGUAACGGUUAAUCCUAAAAUUUCUUUGCCUGAAUUUACUCGCAUUGCGACUAAUGAUGAUGAUGUUUACAAUCGACCAACAUCAGCCCCAAUCAGUCCAACUUCAGCUAUAUCCUAUUUUGCUUCUACACUACAUAAAAAUUCUACCCCUUUAAAUAGAGAAGUGCAUAAUCCUUCCAUCGAUCAAAACAUAUCAAAUGGUACAAAUGCUUUAGAGGAAAUUCAAAAGAAACCAUUAUCUUCUACAUUAGUAAGUUUUUCAACUUGAGAAACAGUUAAUCAUGUUCUCUUUCUAUCAUAAACAAGAUGACUUUUUCAAAGCACUAAUAUUUAAAUAUGUAUAAGACUAGAGCUAUUGAAUAUUCUUAAGCUCUAGUAAACUAAUAAAGUGAAUUAUUAAAGAUGCCCUUUUCAUUCAUUUAUUCAGUAACGUUCUACCUAUCGGAAUAUGCUGGUUAAUUUACAUCAUUCGUUCACGAAGCCUUAUGUGAAUUUUUCGACAAUCUGUGAAUCUCCCCAAGGCUUCUAUUGAUGACCAUUUUGUUAGUUCUGUUUUGUAAACUUGUAUUUCUGCUUGGUCGACCAUAAUUGUCUGCUAAUCCUGCCCUUUGUUUUUACCAUAAUGAAAGACCCUUCUUAUUUUUGUUCGUAGCUCUUUUAAUAUUCCGAUUUUGAACUUCCCAGAAAAUGGUAAAUGUGUUUAUACUUAUUUCCUUGGUGCCUAAAUCAAUCUCAUUCAAUCUCUAAUAAGUAUCCUGAGCAAGCUUUUGUUUUUUAGAUUAUCUGGGUUUUGUAGGGGAGUAAGGUGCUAUUUGUUCCUUGUCGCAGGCUAGAUGUGUGAGACCUAUAGUCCAUCUCACGAACCUGUACCUAAAUAGUAACUAUAUUGUGUUAUUUUUAGAUAUCUCAAUAAUCUAGGGACCCGCUAAUAAGCCGCCUCUUUUAUGAUGUCUGUUUGGUAUCGAGGCUAUAUCGUUUUCUUUCGUAUUUACCUAAGGUUUUGUAUCUUACCUUUUAUGACUGAUUGCGUUAUGAGGAAAGUUAGUGGUUCGAUCCUGACGAAAGACGGUGUGUCAAGCUUUUGAAUUAUUACGUUAGGAAUCCAUUCUUUUAUUCUAUCCUUUCUGAACUAUCAAGUAUAACAUCGUUUUCUCAUAAAUGUAUCAUAUUUUAUUAUUAUUACACUAACUUGACCGUUUAUACUCUUUUAAUUCAUUCAGUUUUUCCAUUUGUCUGCACUAGUUUUCAAAUGUAUUCAUAUGAUAGUUUUCGAGAAGCAUAAUAUAGUUUAGAAUAACUUAUCUGCCCUGUCCGUGAAAAUUUGUAUUUAAACGUGUCACUGUUUUCAUGAAUAGACCUCAACCUUUGUUCUGGCUUUUCUCUCUACAGUCAAGAUUAGAAGUUAAGAUAAAUAGUGGCUGACGUAGUAUCACACUUCUCAACAAGUGUAUUGAUCAUAUCACUAAUAUAUCUCAAUUUCCUAUGUACUUGCACCUAUUUCAAAGCUAAUUGUUUAAUUCUUCUAUGAUAAAUAAGCAUUCAAUAAAUACUAAUCAUAAUUAAAUUUAUUUUCACAUUACAUUAUUUCAUAUUGAGAACAAAUUUAUAGCGUGUCUCGUCUUACCAACUGCGAAUAUUGAAGUUUUUCAUUUAUUAGAAACUGAUAAAUACAAAUAAAAUUUUCCACAUUCUUACGAUGAAUUCGUCCAAUUAUCCAAAGCACUAGGUUAAUAUAUUCACCCAUAUCAGCGUAGUAAUCAUCGAGGUAUAAUACUUCUAUUUAUUGUGAUAUUAGUUUUAGUUACACGCUAGUUCUGGAGCAUCGUCUCUGUCUUAAAAAAACUACUAAACCGAUUCGUAGUUCCACUCAGAACAGUUAAAAGACACUUGCGUCAACGUCAUUGUUCGGUGGAUACUCAUUGAGUAUAUACUAUAUUCUUUUCACAACUCUUUACGAGAUAAAUAAUCUAUUUACUAAAAAAAACUUUAAAUUCAUUUUAAUGUUUGAUUACUUAGAUUAAGUAGUAAAAAUGAUUCCAUCGAUUGUUGCUGUCUUGAGCUAAUCAUUGAAAAUUUCAAAUAAAUUGGUCUUCCAUCAACAUUACUCUUCAAUUUCUAGAUGUUUCUGAAAAACUUUUAUUCAGUGGUGAUUGGACAAAAUGUUUCCUAGCGUUUUCAGGGCCUCUGAGGUUUUUUUUUUGAGGAAUAUUUUACAUCUCUCCAACACUAUUGAUCCUUAGCUGAAUGAAGCUCAUUGAUAAUAAAUAAAUAAACUCAUUAUUCAAACUCAUCUGAUUACUCUAAAUUAUGGUGACAAUAUUACUUCGUUACUUGGUCGAAUGAAAUUUGGACUUACAUCUAGAUUGUUGCAAAUCAAUUAUUUUGAUUAUUGAUUUGGAAUCUCAGUAGUGAUAAUUAAAAUUUUUCUCAAUUGUUUCAAGAUCACUAGUUUCAUCAGCUAAUUUUUUGUCAACAGUUUUACUCUGCUUUUCAAAAUUUGUCAUUUGCCUGUAAUGUUUAGAACUUAUCGGUAAUCAUUUACGCAUAGUUUCUUUUGUGUUUCCAAUUUGAUAUUUACAUGACUCAUGUUUAUUGUGAACUAACCGCUACGCACUUAUUAAUACAUCUGAUAUAUUCCCUAAUAAUUUCAUCUUUUAAAUUGUAAUAUUUGAAUUAUAAUGUACGUAUAGUGUUUCUCCUCAGUCAGUAAUCUGACUUUUUAACAAUCCUAACUAGUCAUUGCUAUACUGAGUCCAAGUUAAAAAUUUGUUGAACCAUAGAAAUUAUAUUAUGCUUACGUAGUACAUUGUCAAGUAAUCUAAUGUACUAUAAACACAACUAACAGUAGUUAUUUAUCAUAUUACUAUAUUCCAGUUAAAAAUAAUUAUCAAUUACGGUAAAAAAGUAAUUCAAUAUAUAUUCUCUUUAUUACAGUGAUCUGAUCCAGGUGAAUGUAACACUGUGUUGAUAAAUACGACUCAGAAAAUCACAUUUAUUAGCCGGAUAAUACUAAAGAUACUAAUAAGAAUAAUGGAUAUGUUAGUGAAAAAUAUUUGUUGUGUCAAUAACUUAAAGACUUAUGUACAAUCACCUUUUAGUUUCCGUAUGUUUUUGUAUAAAGGUAAACCAAUAAGUUUUUUAAUUCUGUAAUCAUACAGCUGGAUCACUGAGUUUCAACUACUUUGUCUGUAUAGUCUCUAAACAAUAGAAUAGGCCGUCAUAACUAAGCACUGAAUGUACCGAUUUUCUGUAAUUAUUUCUUGUUAAAAUUUACCAGCCAGCAUUUUUCGCUCACAGUCACACGUAACAAAUAAAUGCGACUAAAUUAUAAUCAGUUAUUUGAUUCAGUAUAUGACUGUAAAGUUGCAUUUAUAUAACUUACAAUCUGUUUCUCACUAUGUUUACAUAAGGCUAUCGGUUGUUUCGGAAGUUAACAGCUGUACAUCAAAUAUAUACUUAAGGCUUAUUUUAGUAUCCUUUUUUGUUCUAAUAAUAAGUUAGAGAUUAGAUUGACCGUCCCUAAUUUGUAUUUGUUUUUCAGAUGAUACUGAACUUUGAUUAAAUGUCUUAAUCUAAGACAUUGUUUUUUAAAAAAAAAAACACUAAACUGUUUUGAUUGCUCUUCAAACUAUUUGUUUGGAAAGCUUUUUAAAGUGUAUUAUUAACACUUUGUUUUCAUCAGUAGUAGUUACACAGAAUUAUAUCACAUGAUAUGUACUCAUUAACCAUGUGUUUCUGUUAAAUCGAUAAUCAAUUAUUGUACAGCAUAUUUAGACAUUUACAAAUGCGUACGUACUUAUUACGUAAACUGGAAAUCCCGGAUAGAGUGGAUAUUAUAUAUGUAGAAGGACAGCUGACAGACUCGUUCGAAGUAAAGACCAGUGUCAGGAAAGGUUGCUUACUCUCACUCUGUCUCCUGGUGAUCGACUGGAUCAUGAAAACGUCAACAUCUGAAGGGAAACACGGUAUACAGUGGACACCUAGGAUUCAGUUAGACGAUCUAGACUUCGCAGAUAGUCUGGCCCUCCUAUCGCAAACGCAACAACAAAUUCAGGAGAAGACGACCAGUGUAGCAGCAGCCUCAGUAGCAGUAGGUCUCAAUAAACCAGAGCCCAAUGGAGGAAGAAAUCAGGAAGAAGC
Molecule: messenger RNA, 7541 nt
Organism: Schistosoma bovis
Lineage: Eukaryota; Metazoa; Platyhelminthes; Trematoda; Strigeidida; Schistosomatidae
Source: the annotation of a GenBank genome assembly